AUGCAGAAUCACCUUCAGAUGGCGCUUGAUCUUCAGCCGGAGCGUGUGUUAUCCCUUGCUCGGCACUUACGUGCCCCUCUGGUUGGCCAUAGCCCGGAGGGCCGCAUUCGCCUCGCCUACCAAUUGGGGAGGGAGGCCGCUCGCAUCUUUACAGGCGAGCGCCGCUGCUUCCAAAGCGCCAGCAUCAGCUCGCGCCGGACUGUGUACGUGAUCUUGGCGGGCGACCUUGUGGAGCGCCCCUUCUUCACCCCCCACUCCACCGACAUCUACUUCAAGACGGUCAAACCGCGAGGCGAGUUCGACCCAGCUUCUAUUUCCCACACGGCUUCGCGAGCAUUUCCGAGGCGGAGGCCUUCUGUCUGGGGGCCGGGCUUCCCGGCCUUCCUAGAUCCCAGUGAUGACCGAGCUCUGAAGGGAUGGCGCACGGCAGCAGAUUCUGGCGCGGACGAGCAGCCAGCUCGGCGCUCUAGACCAGAUGGAGGCCCGGCUUUCCAUGCCAGAGGAGCGGGGCGCCCAACCGUAGCGGGGUCGGGGUUGGGGCUGGGGGGCGCAAAGCUCCUUGGAUGGGCUCCGCAGUUGCUCGAAAAGAUGCAAAUCUCAGCCAGGGUCAAGUGGAUCAGUUGCUUCAGCUGGCAGGGCAAGCGCUCAAACUUUUUCAGCCCCUUUGGCAGCCCCGAAGCCGCCCAAGCGCCACCCUGGUACUGCGUUCGGCGCGGCCAGCGCUGGGGGCACCGACCUCCUCUCAGACGACUCUUGGCCGGCAGACCCAGAUUCUCGCCACGACCCAUUGCAGCUCCUUGGAUCCGGCGGCGACUCCGAAGAGUCCUCGAAGGUGACGGUGUGAAAGGCAUGGCGGCCCGGCAGCUCCUUCGAAAGCAGUUUCUUCAGCAUCCUAGGUGA
Molecule: messenger RNA, 900 nt
Organism: Symbiodinium sp. CCMP2592
Lineage: Eukaryota; Dinophyceae; Suessiales; Symbiodiniaceae
Source: the annotation of a GenBank genome assembly